Messenger RNA from Alternaria arborescens, 345 nucleotides. RefSeq lists its product as hypothetical. The record is from RefSeq and is a predicted model, not a curated record. Lineage: Eukaryota; Fungi; Ascomycota; Dothideomycetes; Pleosporales; Pleosporaceae. Bases 1 to 345 code for a protein of 114 amino acids. The transcript has 2 exons.
AUGAAGCUCAUUAGUGCUACCCUUGCAUUCCUGUUGGGCGCAGCUCCGACCCUAGCGGUCGUUGGUGGCCGUUGUUCAAACAACUGGGGCGAUGACUGCAUUUGCCUCGAUUAUAACGUAUGCCGCAAUAGAUGGGGCGGUAACCCCUACACCGGAACUCCUGGUAAUUGGCCUUGCCCUUCGGACCCCACAAACAUCAUGGCGUGUGUCGUCCGUGACUGCCCGGGCCAUGGCUCUGGCACUCAGUGUCUGUGGAGAGAAGGUUGCCGGUCCGUCAACUCCGAUCCCGUUUGUCCAGGUGGAAGAGAUUUUGUCUGCUGCAACCACAACUACCUUGAGGGCUAA